This is a messenger RNA of Brienomyrus brachyistius, 4960 nucleotides long. Its product is annotated as macrophage mannose receptor 1-like. The record is from RefSeq and is a predicted model, not a curated record. NCBI's taxonomy places the organism in Eukaryota, Metazoa, Chordata, Actinopteri, Osteoglossiformes, Mormyridae. The coding region runs from base 116 to 4447 and encodes 1443 amino acids. The transcript is spliced from 30 exons.
UCUGACACGUGGCGGCACCUGAUCAUUAGGAGAGAGCUUCCCUUGGCCUGUUUAACUGGCGAUAGCCUCAGUGCCUUUUCAUCAGGAUCGUGCGGAGAACUAUGCGGCAGGUACCAUGAGACACUUUCCACUGGUCGUACUCUUCUGCCUUGUCCACAUUUUCCACCUCACUUUUCAAUUAGAUAGCAGCUCCUUCCUGAUUUACAACUUGGACCACAACAAGUGUGUGGUGGCCCUCAGCGCCAACUCCAUCCAGGUCAUGGCCUGCAACCCGUCCAACAGUGCUCAGCAAUUUCGCUGGGCCUCGGGAUCACGGAUGCUCAGCAUCUCGCAGAAGCUCUGCCUGGGUGCCCAGAGCCUCAAAGACUGGGUCAAGGUGCUGCUGUACCCUUGCGAUGAGAAGAGCAACUUGCAACAGUGGGAGUGCAAGAACGAGACCCUGUUCGGCGUGGUGGGAGCCGACCUCCACUUCAACUACGGCAACUUCAACGAGAAGAACAUGAUGAUCUACAAAGGCUCAGGUUCCUGGAGCCGUUGGCAGAUCUACGGCACCCAGGAGAACCUCUGCUCUAGGGGCUAUGAAGAGAUCUUCUCCAUCGGUGGCAAUGGAUUGGGAAGUCCCUGCCAGUUCCCUUUUAGGUUCGAACAGAAAUGGUAUGCUGAGUGCACCCUGGCUGGUAGGUCAGAUGGCCUCCUUUGGUGCUCCAUGGACACUGACUAUGAUAAAGAAAAGAAGUGGGGAUUCUGUCCAACCAAAUCCAACGCUGGCUGGGACAGCGACCCGGUUACGGGGGUACUGUACCAGAGGAACAUGCAGGCCACCCUGACUUGGCACCAAGCCCGCAAAAGCUGUCAGCAGCAAGGUGCAGAUCUGCUGAGCGUCGUGGAGCUGCACGAACAGACCUACAUCGCAGGACUUACAAACACUUUGGGUUCAUUGCUGUGGAUUGGCCUGAACAGCCUGGACUUCGGCAGCGGCUGGCAGUGGAGUAACGGCAACCCAUUCCGAUAUUUGAACUGGGCCCCAGGCCACCCAUCUUCUGUGCCUGGCAUGAACUGUGCUGCCCUGAACUCUGGAAAAGCCUCCAAGUGGGAAGGUAUCUCCUGUUCCCAGAAGCUGGGGUACAUUUGCCGGAAAGGGAACUCCACCAGCCUCACUCCUUUGCCCUCUGUGACGGAGCAGCCCGGCUUUUGCUCAAGUCACUGGGUGCCAUACGCCGGCCGCUGUUACUACAUCCAGCGCACAAAGAAGAUGUGGAAAGAUGCCCUGGCCGAGUGCCAUAAGGAGGGCGGAGAUCUGGCCAGCCUCCACAACAUCGAAGAGCAUAGCUUCGUCAUCUCCCAGCUCGGCUACCUGGAGAGUGAUGAGCUGUGGAUUGGGUUGAAUGACCAGCGGACCCCCAUGCUGUUCGAGUGGAGCGAUCGGUCACAUGUGACCUUCACCAACUGGAAAGUGGGUGAGCCAAGCCAUGGGGUCAGCCUGCAGGAGGACUGUGUGCUCAUCAAGGGAAAGGAAGGAAAGUGGGCAGACCACCUGUGCGAGAAGGAGUUUGGAUAUAUCUGUAAGAAGAAAGCAUCUACCAAGCAAACAGGCACCUCUGUGACUGUGGCCGAGGGCUGCAAGCCUGGAUGGACCAGAUUUGGUGCUUACUGCUACUACGUUAGCUCAGAGAAGAAAACCUUCGAUGAGGCAAAAGUGAUGUGCCAGAACAGUAAUUCAUACCUGAUCGACGUCAUCAAUAGAUACGAAAAUGCCUACCUCGUCAGCUUAGUGGGACUGAGGCCGGAGAAGUACUUCUGGCUCGGCCUGUCGAACACCGCCGACCGCCACACUUUCGUGUGGACCAACACAAAGAAUGUGAAGUUCACUCACUUUAACGUGGGGAUGCCAGACAGAAAACAGGGCUGUGUCGCCAUGACGACCGGAAUGCUCGCCGGCCUGUGGGAUGUGAUCAGUUGCUCCACCCAGCAGAAAUACAUAUGCAAGCAUAUGGCAGAGGGGAUCAUCUCCACGGUGGCCCCGCCCACCACACCGCCGCUCACCUGCCCAUUGCAGUGGAGAUCCCUGGGAAGCAGAAACUACUGCUAUAAGGUCUACAAUAAGAACACGAAGCAGAAGAAGACCUGGUUCGAGUCUCGGGAUUUCUGCAGGGCCAUCGGGGGCGACCUGCUCAGCAUUCACAGCAGCAACGAGCUUGACGGCAACAUCAUGGGCCCCAUGUCAGAAAAUGCCUGGAUCGGCAUCAAUGCUCUCAAUGUCAACGGAGGCUUCUCAUGGAGCGACGGAUCGGUGGUUUCAUACGAAAACUGGGGAUAUGGAGAACCGAACAACUACAACGAUGUGGAAUUGUGUGGAGAAGUCAGCUUUUACUACGGAAAGCCAUGGAACGACCGCCACUGUGAAGUCUAUAACAGCUGGAUAUGCCAGAUCCGCAAAGGUGUCACCCCAAAACCAGAGCCAACAAACAUCGUUCCUGAAUACAAUGUGACCAAGGAUGGCUGGAUCGAGUACAAUAACACCCAGUAUUACAUCAACAAACAGAAGCUAGCUGCAGAUGAUGCCAGAGCCUACUGUAAGAGGAACUUUGGUGACCUGGUGGUUAUCACCGGGGAAAGUGAGCGAAAGUUCCUAUGGAAAAAGAUAUCCCGCGAAAAUGAAGACCAGUAUUAUAUCGGCUUGACUGUGGACCUGGAUAAAACCUUUCAGUGGGUGGAUGGAAGCCCCGUGUCGUACGUGGCCUGGGAGAACAACGAACCUAACUUUGCCAACAACGACGAGAACUGUGUGACCAUGUACAAGGGCAUGGGCUUCUGGAAUGACAUCAACUGUGGUGUCACCCUACCCUCAAUCUGUAAGAGAAACAUAGACGUUCCCGUUAAUGCCACUGCCGCCCCCACCGAAGCGGCUAAAGGAGGCUGCCCCCCAGACUGGAAUUUCUUCCAAGGAAAGUGCUACAAGUUCCUCGGUGAAUCUCAAUCAGACCUGAAAUCUUGGCGAGAUGCUAGAUCCUACUGCAUCAACCUGGGAGGAAACUUAGUGUCCAUCCUGAAUGAAAAGGAACAAGCAUACCUGACCAUCAGAGGGGGUGGCAUCUCCUCCAACACAUGGAUCGGCCUCAACGACAUCAACUGGGAGAUGCGCUUCCUGUGGACAGACGGCAGGGGCGUCUACUACACCAACUGGGCCAAAGGCCAGCCCAUAUCCAUGCCGGAUCGCGGCAACAUAUUCAUGGAGGACGAUGAGUAUGACUGUGUGGUUUUGGUCGGAGGCUCCACAAUCCAUGCCGGACUUUGGAAAGUCGAAGGUUGCUCAGCUAAGCGCGGAUUCAUCUGCAAGAGGAAUAUUGACCCUCAGAUAAAUAUCCCAGCAACUACCGUGCUUCCCAAGACCUAUCAGAAGCUGGGCAAUGACUCCUACAAGGUGGUGGCCCAGGCGAUGAACUGGGAUGAGUCCAGAAGGCAGUGCAAAGCGGACGAUGCAGAGCUGGCGAGCAUCUUGAACCCUAUCGCCCAGGCUUACAUGUCAAUGUUCCUCUACCAGCACAAGAAGUCAAUGUGGAUUGGCCUCAACACCAACGAGACUAACGGGUAUUUCCGCUGGACUGACAACUGGCGGAUGCGGUACUCCAACUGGGCACCAGGGGAACCACGCAACAACAUAGGAUGCGUGUACAUCGACGUCGACGGCAAGUGGAAGACGGCCUCCUGCAGCGAGAGCCACUACUCCCUGUGCAAGCAUUCACCCGAAAUCGCUCCCACCGAUGCUCCUCAGCUCCCGGGAAACUGCCCCGAGCCAAAGAGGCGCAGGACGUGGGUGCCAUUCAGGGGCCACUGCUACGCCUUCAUGCUCAUGAUGGAGAACUGGGCUCACGCCUCCAUCGACUGCAUGCGCAUGGGAGGCACCUUGCUUAGCAUCGAAGAUCCAUUGGAGGCCAAAUUCAUAAAAGACAACUUGGACAUAUUGCAGGACGGAACAAAAGCCUUCUGGAUUGGCCUGUACAAAACCCACGGAGGGGACUGGUUGUGGAUCGACAACAGUGUGGUGGACUACUCUGAAUGGCUUGUCGGCGAGCCCUCUGAAACCAACGAAGAUUGUGUCGAGAUUUUGUCGGACACGGGCAAAUGGAACAACAACAACUGCAACCGCUACAAGUCGUACAUUUGCAAGAUGCCCAAAGUUAUACCCCCAACACAAAAACCCCAAACUGUGAUUCAGCCUGAGGAGCCCCCCCAGAGUUUCGCGGGAGUCGCCGUAGCCGUGGUGAUCGUCAUCCUGACUCUGGUGGGAGUCGCCGGCUACUUCCUGUACAAGCGGAGGCCAAUCCUGCAGGAGUGCACCUUCGACAACACCCUCUACUUUAACAGUGACCCCUCGCGUUCCACCAGCAUUGACACCAAGGGUCUGGUGGAUAACAUUGAGCAGAAUGAGCGGGCCAUCACCAUCUGACAGAGCCAGCUGCCAGAAGGACACAUCAGGCAAGUCCUCAAGGACCAACCCAUGCUAAGAGUUCAGUUCUAGGGAGAAGAAUUCACAUGUUGAAAACCCACGGCACAGUUAUGAACAUGACUGGUCUUGUGAUGGGCUCAGAGAAUCAAACACAAGCCACGAAUCUUGAGGAGCUGUGUUAAAUAAUCAUCGACAUGCUUGGGACCAACAGUGUGUAAAAUUCGCCUGUCUCUCUCUGAUGUCACUGACAGGAAGCCAUGUUUGAAGAAUGAAUGACUGUGAUGCCGAUUCCAGAAGGAAACCAUUCAAAUGAUUUUUUUUUGUACAGCUGGAUAAAUGUCUUGGAAACAAUUAAAAAAUUUUUUUUGCAAAUGCUUACAAGUAGCUCAGAGCUGUGCUUCAUCUAAGCCAUUUCUGGAUGUGUGCCCCAUCUGGUCUGCCCCACCUUUUGCUUAUUUCACUUGGAAACUGUUGUUUUUUUCGUCUGUAAAUAAAUGUUAACAAAACUGGGAA